AUGACAGACGCGGCUUCUAAGCCCUUUCGUUUCCUCGACCUGCCAAUUGAAGUGAGGAACGCAAUCUAUCAUGUCAUCCUCUGCGAACCUCCACCUGCGAAGCUGCGCCGUGUCGAGCAGGCCGACCUUCUAUGGCUACCUGAAGGCAUGGCGGUAAUUACACAUCCAAGCGAGAUGCAAAUUCUACAGACCAGCCGCCAAGUCCAUGCAGAAGCCAAAGAUGUGAUGCUUCGAGGAAACCAAUUCAUUCGGAUUCGCGCUCGAGGGGUUGGGCAAGUGGUUAAGGGUUUCUUGCUCGCCAGACAAAUCCCGAUCAUCCGCACUUCUGCACUAUCAAGGAAUACAUUUCAGGGCUUUGUAAUGACCCAUUCGAUUGAAUUGAAAGGCGGCCGUCCUGAGGACUUCCCAGGGCCUAAACACGAGACCGAUGUGGACCUUGUCAUCCUCCAUCGUGACCUCAGUCUGUUCUGCGAAGCCCUGGCUAUCAGGGGUACUCUCAUGGUCAGGGGUUUUGGAAACCUCACCAAACACGAUUUGACCAUCCACAACCCCUUUGACUCAACCCUCAGCCCGGGCUUUAUGAGUGAGAAGAACCAGGAACGGCUUCUCCAGCCUUACCGCCACUAUUUACGUGGGUUCUCCCACUUUUCGGUCGAUGGUAAUGUGUCCGCCUCAUUGGCCGAGUCUGUGAAAGAGGCCGUUGCCGAAGAGCACCUUCCUGAGCCCGGUGAAAUCAUAGCCGAAUUCAAGCGCAACAAAGAUCUAGGCAACCGCUACUUCAGGCAGAAAGAGUUCCACAGAGCCGCGGAAGCGUACACUACUGGUUACAUCAAGGUCGCGCUCAUCAGAAACGGCAAUCUUUGGCCACAGAUCACGGCCAAAGGAGGACAGGGCUUCCUCCACGCCAUUUCCGAGACGUAUUACCAAGUCUGUCUCAAUUGCGCGCAGAACAUCCUAGUCUUCCUUCGAGAGACGUCUGAGUCCAACCGAACUAAGAUUCGCUACUACUGCGGCAAGGCAGACUAUCACGUAAAGUCGGCAAUGGCCGCCGGGGAUAACUUCACGACGGAUUGGCGGCCGAAUCUGCAGCAAAUGGCGAAGCUUUCUUUCCGAGCUGCCUCGAUAGAGCGCGUCUUGGGCAACAUGGAGGCUGCCAAGUCGCUCAUAGAUAUCGCUCGUCAGCAAGCCCCCAGCGAUCCGGUGAUCAGGCGAGAGGCUGAGGAGAUUGAGGCCUUGUUGCGCUCUCAAGCGGGUCUCGGUCGUUUGUUGCUCUGA
Diaporthe amygdali is the source of this 1275-nucleotide messenger RNA. RefSeq lists its product as uncharacterized. The coding region runs from base 1 to 1275 and encodes 424 amino acids. The transcript has a single exon. The record is from RefSeq and is a predicted model, not a curated record. Lineage: Eukaryota; Fungi; Ascomycota; Sordariomycetes; Diaporthales; Diaporthaceae.